Salvia hispanica is the source of this 1196-nucleotide messenger RNA. Its product is annotated as E3 ubiquitin-protein ligase MIEL1-like. Gene Ontology annotation, molecular function: ubiquitin protein ligase activity; zinc ion binding. The record is from RefSeq and is a predicted model, not a curated record. Gene Ontology annotation, biological process: ubiquitin-dependent protein catabolic process; protein ubiquitination. Lineage: Eukaryota; Viridiplantae; Streptophyta; Magnoliopsida; Lamiales; Lamiaceae. Gene Ontology annotation, cellular component: nucleus.
AGGUGUUUGUUUUGCCAUUAAUUCUCAAGUCAGUCUCUCUCCAUUUGACUCCAUGGCCCUCUUAAUUUGAUAUUAUUAUUAGGUCGCCCCAUCUUCUUCUUGCAUCCCACUUUGUGUGGCGGCUCUGCUCUUUCAUUGGGAGUCUCUGCAGCUGUUGGAAAUAUGCUAAUGGAAGGCAGCCCCAGUGAUCGCCUCACUUUUGGGAAGAUGGGUUAUGGAUGCAAGCAUUAUAGAAGAAGAUGCAAGAUUCGAGCUCCAUGCUGCAACGAAGUCUAUGAUUGCCGCCAUUGUCACAAUGAAGCCACGAGUAUCCAGCGCAAUAUUUAUGAUCGUCAUGAUCUAGUCCGGAGUGAUGUGAAACAAGUUAUUUGCUCUGUCUGUGACACUGAGCAGCCUGUUGCACAUGCUUGUGUGAACUGUGGUGUCAAUAUGGGAGAGUAUUUUUGCAAUAUCUGCAAAUUCUACGAUGAUGAUAUUGAGAAAAGACACUUCCAUUGUGAUGAUUGUGGGAUCUGUAGGAUUGGAGGCCGAGAGAACUACUUUCACUGCAAGAAGUGUGGCUCGUGUUAUUCAAUCAGUUUACACAACAACCACCUCUGUGUGGAGGAUUCCAUGAGGCAUCACUGCCCUAUAUGCUUUGAGUAUCUGUUCGACUCCCUCAAAGAUGUAACAGUCAUGAAAUGUGGACACACCAUGCAUUCUGAAUGUUACCAUGAGCUAAUAAAGCGUGACAGGUUCUGCUGCCCAAUUUGUUCCAAGUCGAUCAUGGACAUGUCUAUUGCGUGGAAGAGAAUAGACGAGGAAAUUGAAGCAACCGUGAUGCCUGAGGAAUACAGAUACAAGAAGGUGUGGAUUCUUUGCAACGACUGCAACGACACUACUGAAGUCUACUUCCACAUAAUUGGCCGGAAAUGCAGCCACUGUGAAUCGUAUAAUACAAGAACAAUUGCUCCUCCUGUUCUUCCUCAGUGAAAACUGAAAACAGUUUCAAAACUCCCAUUAUUUUGCUCUGAUGCACCGGAAAAGCUGGUGCAGCAUGAUUGAUAUCCAUUGUUUCUCGUCUUUUUUAUACUCAUGAUAUACUCUAUUGUAUUGCUCUUCCUAUUAAUAUGUGGGAAAAAAUACCGAGCUCGGUGACUCUGGAUUGAUAUGUACAAAGAUUCAUUAACUUGUGUAGUUCAUAAUUUACUCGACAA